Molecule: messenger RNA, 1623 nt
Organism: Diachasma alloeum
Lineage: Eukaryota; Metazoa; Arthropoda; Insecta; Hymenoptera; Braconidae
Exons: 3
Coding region: 1-1623 (540 amino acids)
Molecular function (GO): nucleic acid binding; zinc ion binding
Source: RefSeq, a predicted model, not a curated record
AUGUGGCGCUUAUCGAAUAAUACCAAUUUCUCGGAAGCAGCCCGCCUUGACAUUGCUUACAAUCAUUUGCAUCCGGAGUAUCAUCUGAUGAUUCAUCGCAAUGAUUUCACUACAUUUGAUGAACUGGAAAAUCUCGUGUUAGAUUUCGACUGGAGGGACAGUCGAAAUCCACUGAAACGACCUCCAGACGCGCACGAGACAAUUCACCCGCAUCGCGCGUGUGUUCCAUCGCGCUACGCGAAGAAAGGCGGUAAAGUGGUUGUGGAACAAAUUAAUGAGGUCAGUGGGGCAACCGGCCCUCAAAAUCCCGCAAAAGUAAAUACAGAUGCGAAGAAAUCCGAGCAGAAAAGUCAGUCUCGGAGACCUUCCAGACACACAGCCCCUGCUGCUGCUCAAGCUCCUGCGAUUCAGCCUCCUGCUUCGCCAGCACGAUCCUACUCAGUGGCGACUAAAGCUGCAAAGCCUAAAACAAAUUUUUUAGCUGCCGGACGGAGGUCCCCAGCUAAAACCCCUCAGUCUGGCACACCACCAGCAACAGCGACAUCUUCUAAGUCGGCGGAAUUUUGCAUCAACUGUCAGAAGAACAGUCAUAAGCGGAGGAAUUAUUUCGACUGGAGGGACAGUCGAAAUCCACUGAAACGACCUCCAGACGCGCACGAGACAAUUCACCCGCAUCGCGCGUGUGUUCCAUCGCGCUACGCGAAGAAAGGCGGUAAAGUGGUUGUGGAACAAAUUAAUGAGGUCAGUGGGGCAACCGGCCCUCAAAAUCCCGCAAAAGUAAAUACAGAUGCGAAGAAAUCCGAGCAGAAAAGUCAGUCUCGGAGACCUUCCAGACACACAGCCCCUGCUGCUGCUCAAGCUCCUGCGAUUCAGCCUCCUGCUUCGCCAGCACGAUCCUACUCAGUGGCGACUAAAGCUGCAAAGCCUAAAACAAAUUUUUCAGCUGCCGGACGGAGGUCCCCAGCUAAAACCCCUCAGUCUGGCACACCACCAGCAACAGCGACAUCUUCUAAGUCGGCGGAAUUUUGCAUCAACUGUCAGAAGAACAGUCAUAAGCGGAGGAAUUCUAUCGACCACUCAGCAGUUCUGCGGGCACUCGACGCCCUAAACGCAGCCCUGGAGAGGCUGAACACCUUGGAGGAGGCGGUAGAGAUACAGAUCCUCAAGGGGACCCAUCCAGUAUUCGAUAAGAUGGUACCCAUCGUGGCCCAUACUCAGACCCGUGUGGAGCAGGCCAUCACUGAAUUGACUGCCCACAUGAAGGAGGAGAAGGCCCAGAAGGCAGCCCAUGCCCCCAGACUCAGGUCGUGCCCAGCUGCAGCUCGGUAUCAGCCCCUUCCCAAGCUCACGGCAGAGAAGAGUAGCUCCAAGGCCAAGGAACUGGCCGUUCGCCGGAAAAAGAGCCCUCAUAUGUGGAUGGAGUGGGGUGCUCGCUCAGGCUGUGGGAACUGCAGUGACCCAGGCCACUAUGCAUCCAGGUGCCCAUAUUUCAGGGGAUCAUUCUGUGGAAAAUGUGGGGAGGAAGGGAUGAACAACACCAACUGCCCCUCCUGCCGCCCACAACUCUCCAACAUCGUCAGGCCACAAGGAACGAGGCUGGCUCGUGCCAAAAUUCGUGAGUAA